AUGUUUUAUCAUUGGUUCACCUACACAAAAAAAUUUAGUUUUGCCAAUGGUUCAAAUAGACAUGGUUUGCAACAUGUACCAGCUAUUAUUGGUCGUCCUAUAUCAGAAUAUUUAAGUGAUUUUAAAUAUCAUUCAAUUGAUUUAACAUGUUUUGAUUUUCAAAGUAUUAUUAAUAAUACUCCAAUAUUUGAACCAAUGGUUGUUUAG
Rotaria sordida is the source of this 207-nucleotide messenger RNA. Lineage: Eukaryota; Metazoa; Rotifera; Eurotatoria; Philodinida; Philodinidae. The record is from the annotation of a GenBank genome assembly.